GUUGGAAGUGUGUUUAGACCUGGAAAGCAACUCUGUAUUUGCUAAUGCUGACUAACCGUAACUGAACCUGCUGAUCUAAUGUGUUGGUUUUCACUAACGUUCCCUAACUGCUCAGUAGAUUCGAACUCGAGUAACGUCUCAAUCCGGUUGAUCCCUGUCUGCUGACUUCUCUCGGGAAUGCCUGGAACUCCCUUCCCUGUGAGGACUUGGGAUAGGCUGAAGAACGUGGUUGUUCGGGUGACUAACUUGCCGUUUCUCAGCACUGCCUAUGAUAUGAUGACAUCUGUGUAUGGCAGCACGAAGGAAAAUCACCCCUAUCUGAAGUCUUUGUGUGAAGUUGCAGAGAAAGGUGUAACUGUCGUUUCAUCUGUAGCCAUCACCAGUGCUACACCAAUACUUCAGAAAUUGGAACCACAAAUUGCAUUUGCAAAUGGUUAUGCCUGCAAAGGACUAGACAGAAUUGAAGAGAAGUUACCUUUUCUCCACCAACCAACUGACCAGGUUGUUUCUAAGGUAAAAGAAAUUGUCACCCACACUGUUACUGGUACCAGGGAGACUGUGGCAAAUAAAAUUACUGGGGUAGUGGACAAGACAAAGGACACUGUCCAUGAGAGUAUUGAAAUAACCAAAGCUGUGGUGAAUGGCAGCAUGAACUAUCUAGUCGAAUCACGUAUGGGUAAAGCAUUGAGCAUUGGAGUAAAUUCAGCAUUGAAUAUUUCUGAAUUACUUGUAGAUCAUUAUCUUCCUCUGACUGAAGAUGAGCAAGCUACAGAAGAGAACAAGGGAACUAAUGGAUUUGAAAUCGAUCCUCUUAAACUGAGUCAUUUUGAGAGGCUGGGAUCACUUUCGACCAAAGUACGAAAGCGAACAUAUCAACAGGCCGUGGUCAAAGUUCACACUGCUAAGCAACGUGGUCAAGAGGCCAUUUCUCAACUGCACCAUACGAUUAAUCUAAUAGAGUAUGCCAGGGAAAAUAUGGGUACAGCAAAUAAAAAAAUCCAUGAUGCCCAGGAUAAGCUAUAUCAUACAUGGAUAGAAUGGAGGAAGUCUAACUUAGAACAUGAAGACCAUGAAUCUUGUGCAGCAGAGCAGGCUGAAUCACGUACACUGGCCAUUGCUUGGAAUCUGAGCCAACAAUUGCAGACAACCUGCUUUGUGCUCGUAAGCAGUGUUUGGGGUUUACCUCAGAAUGUUCAAGAACAGGUCCAGUACAUAAAUCUUCUGGCAAGAGAGAUGUAUUCCACUUUUAAGUCUAAAACAUCAUUCAGAGAACUGUCUAGCCAAAUCCUCUCCACAAGUAAGGAUCAGCUCACAAAAAUGAAGGACUCACUGGAUGGCCUGAUGGAUUAUUUGGUGAAUAACACACCUCUGAAUUGGCUGGUGGGUCCUUUCUACCCACAACUAACUGGGUCCCAAUAGGAAGGGGAGACUGAGACCAUGGGAAAGAUGUCAUCUGAGCAGGUGCGUACUUGUGAUGCUUGACCAUUAUUUGUUAUAGCAUCUGUUUCUGUUUAACCACCUUCUUGCCACAGAAGUUCCCUUUUCUGAUGGAAGAAGAUAAAAUAAAAAUCAAGAUUUGACA
Messenger RNA from Stegostoma tigrinum, 1582 nucleotides. RefSeq names its product perilipin 2 (gene plin2). The transcript is spliced from 7 exons. The record is from RefSeq and is a predicted model, not a curated record. Gene Ontology annotation, cellular component: lipid droplet; cytosol. Lineage: Eukaryota; Metazoa; Chordata; Chondrichthyes; Orectolobiformes; Stegostomatidae. Gene Ontology annotation, biological process: lipid storage; positive regulation of triglyceride storage. Bases 178 to 1419 code for a protein of 413 amino acids.